This is a messenger RNA of Lacerta agilis (Sand lizard), 4687 nucleotides long. RefSeq names its product chloride voltage-gated channel 4 (gene CLCN4). Gene Ontology annotation, cellular component: synaptic vesicle; Golgi apparatus; membrane. The coding region runs from base 133 to 2415 and encodes 760 amino acids. The transcript has 12 exons. Lineage: Eukaryota; Metazoa; Chordata; Lepidosauria; Squamata; Lacertidae. Gene Ontology annotation, biological process: transmembrane transport; chloride transport. Gene Ontology annotation, molecular function: voltage-gated chloride channel activity. The record is from RefSeq and is a predicted model, not a curated record.
GAGCACGCAGUCACGUGACUGCUACGGCUUCCUCCAUAUGACAUCACUGCCUUUGCAGCCAUAGCAGGAAAGAAAGGAUGGUGUCAGGAAUUUGGGGGCUGAACUAAAUGAUGUUGCAUUGCAGGUACUAAUAUGGUUAAUGCUGGAAACAUGAAUGGGCCUGGAAAUUUGAUGGAUUUCUUGGAUGAACCUUUCCCUGAUGUUGGGACAUAUGAAGACUUUCAUACCAUUGAUUGGUUGAGGGAGAAGUCACGUGACACAGACAGGCAUAGAAAGAUUACAAACAAAAGCAAGGAGUCAAUAUGGGAGUUCAUCAAAAGUUUACUAGAUGCCUGGUCGGGAUGGGUUGUGAUGCUUCUUAUAGGACUGCUGGCAGGCACAUUAGCUGGCGUUAUCGAUUUGGCGGUGGACUGGAUGACAGAUCUGAAAGAAGGUGUCUGUUUAUCUGCAUUCUGGUACAGCCAUGAGCAGUGUUGCUGGACAUUUAACGAAACUUCUUUUGAGGACAGGGACAAAUGUCCGCAGUGGCAAAAGUGGUCUGAACUUCUAGUUAACCAGUCCGAGGGUGCAAGCGCUUACAUUCUAAAUUAUUUUCUUUACAUUUUGUGGGCUCUAUUGUUUGCUUUCCUGGCUGUCUCCCUUGUCCGGGUUUUUGCUCCCUACGCCUGCGGCUCUGGAAUUCCAGAGAUAAAGACCAUCUUGAGCGGUUUCAUUAUAAGGGGCUACCUGGGGAAGUGGACCCUCUUGAUCAAAACAGUAACUUUGGUUCUGGUGGUGUCUUCGGGACUCAGCCUUGGCAAAGAAGGGCCUCUGGUGCACGUGGCCUGUUGCUGUGGCAACUUUUUCAGCAGCCUCUUCUCCAAGUACAGCAAGAACGAGGGAAAGAGACGAGAGGUGCUUUCAGCUGCUGCUGCCGCCGGUGUCUCUGUUGCCUUUGGAGCACCAAUUGGUGGUGUCCUUUUUAGCCUAGAAGAGGUGAGUUACUAUUUUCCGCUGAAGACUCUCUGGAGAUCCUUUUUUGCUGCCCUCGUUGCCGCUUUUACCCUGAGAUCCAUCAAUCCGUUCGGAAACAGCCGCCUGGUUCUGUUUUAUGUGGAGUAUCACACGCCUUGGUACAUGGCCGAACUUUUCCCCUUCAUUUUGCUGGGAGUUUUUGGAGGUUUGUGGGGGACGCUUUUCAUCCGAUGCAACAUUGCCUGGUGCAGGAGGCGCAAAACCACCAAGCUUGGGAAGUACCCGGUCUUAGAGGUCAUCGUGGUCACUGCCAUCACUGCCAUCAUUGCUUUCCCCAAUCCGUACACUCGCAGGAGCACCAGCGAGCUCAUCUCAGAACUGUUCAACGACUGCGGCGCUCUGGAGUCCUCGCAGCUCUGCGACUACAUAAACGACCCCAAUAUGACGAGGCCUGUGGAUGAUAUUCCUGACAGACCGGCUGGGGUUGGAGUGUACAUGGCUAUGUGGCAACUAGCCCUGGCUCUGGUUUUUAAAAUCAUCAUCACAAUAUUUACCUUUGGUAUGAAGAUCCCUUCAGGACUCUUCAUACCUAGUAUGGCUGUGGGAGCUAUCGCUGGAAGAAUAGUUGGGAUUGGAGUGGAGCAGUUGGCCUACCAUCACCAUGACUGGAUCAUCUUCCGGAACUGGUGCAGGCCAGGAGCUGACUGUGUUACCCCAGGACUUUACGCUAUGGUGGGAGCUGCAGCUUGUUUAGGCGGAGUCACCAGAAUGACAGUCUCUCUUGUCGUGAUCAUGUUUGAGUUAACAGGAGGAUUGGAGUACAUAGUACCCUUGAUGGCUGCAGCUGUCACUAGCAAAUGGGUAGCUGAUGCCUUUGGCAAAGAAGGGAUCUACGAGGCACACAUACAUUUGAACGGCUAUCCUUUUUUGGAUGUGAAGGAUGAGUUCACCCACAGAACACUGGCCACUGAUGUCAUGAGGCCUAGGCGCGGGGAGCCGCCUCUCUCCGUCCUGACCCAAGACAGCAUGACAGUAGAAGAUGUGGAGACGUUAAUCAAGGAGACAGACUACAACGGCUUUCCAGUGGUGGUUUCUAAAGACUCUGAACGCCUUAUAGGCUUUGCACAGAGGCGGGAGUUGAUUCUUGCCAUAAAAAACGCAAGGCAGCGGCAGGAUGGUGUAGUCAGCAAUUCCAUUAUCUAUUUCACUGAAGAGCCUCCAGAAGUCCCGGCAAACAGCCCUCAUCCACUGAAGCUCCGGCGUAUUCUCAAUCUGAGCCCCUUUACUGUCACAGACCACACGCCCAUGGAAACAGUGGUAGACAUUUUCCGGAAGCUUGGACUCAGGCAGUGUCUUGUCACACGCAGUGGGAGGCUUCUGGGCAUCAUAACAAAAAAGGACGUGUUAAGGCAUAUGGCUCAAAUGGCUAAUCAGGACCCUGAAUCCAUCAUGUUUAACUAGGCUGAUCCCAGAGGACAGGCCAGGAUCUAAGUUUUCAAGGGAACUUUACUGGACUAAUAGAUGUGGAUUUUGUACAGUACUUCAUUUUUGUUUCGUUUUGUUAAAAUGAGAUUUAAAUAAGAUGGAGUCAUAUCCAGGGCAGAACCAAAGGAAAAUGCUGACAGGGGGAGCGAAUGCAACGUUAGAGUUUGGAAAUGCUAUCCACCUGCAGAUGGACUUGGGCUAAAUGCUACUCUUGUCAUGGGAACGUUUAAUCCCAUGGUGAGUUUCCAAUUCUUCCCUUCCAUGGUAGUUUCCUCAGGAGCCAUCAUCACCUAGUUGUUUUCCCUGUCCCCUUUGCACAUAAACUCUGAUGGGGGGAGAGAAAAACUCUACUACGUGACCAGCCUUGAGUCAAAAUGUGAGUGCUGUGAUAUAGUUCGUGGGAGGGGAGGGUGGGGAGGAAGUCACCAAGAGGUUUGAUCCUAUAGAAUUACAUAUAAGUAGCAACCAAGGUACUUAUAACUGCUUGGUUGGUGCAUGCGUAGGUGUGAAAUGGUUUGUGUUGACAAGGAAUGGGAAGCAUGGAGGAAUGCCACCAACUUGACAGGGUGAUGUAGAAAAAUAGCAAGCAUAUUUAUAAAUACAGUAUUAAGACAAAUGCAAAAACGUUGUGUUCAAAUCAACUGUGUGCUAGCCAUGUUUUUCUCUCUCCUAAGUUCAGCACUUAUUGGUUAAUGGAUUAUGCUAAAGUAUUUUCAGAAAAUGUAUAAUUUUAUGAAGAAAUGUAUUGCUUUUGCCUAUUUUUGUAGAUAGACAAAGUAGAUUUAAAGCUGUGCUUCAGUUGACUUUCAGCAUUGUAAAACUGGUUUCGUUUACUAAAUUUUAUCCAACCUAAAUUUUAUCCAACCUACAUGGUGAAUAUUUCUUCUCAUUGGCUGCAUUUGCAUGUAAUGCUAAACUUUGGUUUAACACUGCAUGCACAGGCUGGAAUGAGCAAGAAUAUGACUUGGGUCAUGCUUCUCCUUCUCUUACAGAAUCCCAGUUUGCAUGAACCAGAGAUCAUGAUUUACAAAUAACUUUGGUCAGUUUUAAAGCAACCUGGCCUUUACAUUAACCAGAAGUUGCUUUUGAAAAAAACAAACCAUGACCUCUGAUUCAUAUGCAACUGCAAGCAAGGGCUUUUAUGUAAGCAGAACUAAACACUGCCCAAGCCCUCAUCUUGCUAUGCAGGAGGAAGAGAGGAGAGUGCACGAGUUAAUUUAUGUAAUGCUAAACCAUGCAAAUGGGGCCACUGUUUCCACAGUGGUAAAAUCUGCAAUUGACUACAUCCUGGAGAUUUUAUCACAGUUUUUCCAGGCUCAUGACAUGUGAAAGUUGAACCAUAGCCACAUCACUUGGUCAUGAAAGAUAAUUGGAAAUGAGCUUCUGUAUUUUUAUCAAUAGGAUUUUUUUAAUCCUUCCUAAUGCACAGGAAAGUUGUUAAUAUUUAUUACUUCUCUAUGCAAAUAUUGCAUCAUUUUUGGGUUUAUGCCACAGUAAAUUUUUGCAGUGUAAAAUGCUUUGUAAACCAUGUUUUAUGUAUAAUGAAUGCACUUCUGUACCACUUCUAGCUAAUUUCUUAUUCCUCCAGUUGGAAGUUCUUUGCGCAGACUUGAAGGUUCUGACACCUGUGAUAUUUGUUACAGCAGAGAUAAUCUCCGCAUCUUCUUGGGCACGAGUCAUAUGGAAAGUUUUAUCUCUUUAAAGAAAGGUAGAACAAUGUUUUGUGAUAUUCAGUUCUCGUUUUAUUAUGGCUUCUUUGGCUGAUAUUGUUUACUACUGGAACAGAGGUAGCAAAAUGGUGCCUUUCAGAUGUUGCUGGAUUACAACUCCCAUCGGCUCCAGCCAGCACAGCCAGUGGUCAGGGAUGAUGGGAGUUGUAGCCUAUGACACCAGGAGAUCACCAUGUUGGAUAGCCUUGUACUAGAAGAAUGUGAGAACUAAAAAUGUCUCUCAGAACUCCACAUACUUGGGAAAGUAGAGACACACACUACAGGACAGCUUUGCAAAUUGAUAAAUGUGGAGUCCUUGGGCUGUAAUUCCAUCAAUAUCAAUGAGUACUUUGGUUUAUAUUGUUUGUGGAUGGUUGAACAAUGCAUUUAUAUGGCAUCUACUGCAUUUGUGGGUAUGCUGUGGGCUAUGCCUAACAAUUACUUUACUGCAAUGUUAAUGACCUGGAGAUUAAAUUGCUUAUAACAGCAUGGAAGUGGCAUUUAAGAAACAUCGGUGUAUGGCAGUCACAAGAACCAUG